ACACACUUAGGAUGCUGCAGUCAUCCAUUUUUGCUUUGUGCCAUGUCACUGUGUUUUUUCUUCACUUAUGUGAAGCUGAAGACUUCAAAUGGACAGAUGAUCACCACAGUUCUUUCUAUUACAGCACUUUUCCAACUGGUUUUCUGUGGGGUGUUGGAAAUUCAGCUUAUCAAACAGAAGGAGCCUGGAACAAGGAUGGAAAAGGCUUGAGUAUAUGGGAUGCAUUCACCCAUAAGAAGGGGAAGGUGUACAUGAAUGAGACAGGGGACUCCGCAUGUGAAAGCUACUACAAAAUCAAGGAUGAUAUUGCACUGCUGAAUGAGCUGAAGGUUAAUCAGUACCGAUUUUCCAUUUCAUGGCCUCGGAUUUUACCCACUGGAAUAAAAUCAGACCAUGUGAAUGAAAAAGGAAUUGAGUACUACAAUAAUCUAAUAAACACCUUGUUAAAGAACAACAUCACCCCUGUUGUGACACUUUAUUACUGGGACCUUCCUCAGGUACUGCAGGAGAAGUAUGGAGGCUGGCAGAAUAUUAGCAUGGUGAUGUAUUUCAACGACUAUGCCAACCUGUGUUUUGAGAGAUUUGGGGAUCGUGUCAAGUACUGGAUCACCUUUAAUGACCCAUGGUCCAUUGCUGUAUUAGGGUAUGAAACAGGAGAGCAUGCUCCAGGCAUGAAGCUUCCAGGAUAUGGCGCAUACAAAGCCGCUCAUCACAUUAUUAAGGCUCACGCAAAAGUCUGGCACUCAUACAACAACUUGUGGCGCUCCAAACAAAAAGGUAUGGUUGGCAUUUCUCUAACCAGCAACUGGGGUGAACCUGUUGACAUAACAGAUCAAAAAGACAUUGAUGCUUCUGAGCGAUAUAUGCAGUUCUAUACUGGAUGGUUUGCAAACCCCAUUUUUAAAGGAGACUAUCCAGGGAUCAUGAAAGAUUACAUAGGUAAGAAGUCUGCACAACAGGGCCUGAGUAGCUCAAGGUUGCCAACCUUUUCAACACAGGAGAAAACCUAUAUAAAAGGAACGACUGACUUCCUAGGAAUUGGGCAUUACACAGCUCGAUAUGUUACUCAUAAGAUCUAUCCUCUCAGUCAAGGAAAAUAUCAUACAGAUCAUGAUGUGAUGGAAUUUGUGGAUCCACAAUGGCCAAAUUCAGGUUCUGACUGGCUAUAUGCAGUCCCGUGGGGACUUCGAAGAUUGCUUAAUUUUAUUAAGACUCAUUACUCAAAUCCUAUUAUUCACAUGACUGAGAACGGCGUAGCUGAAAAACUUCACUGUGCUGAACUUUGCGAUGAAUGGAGAAUAGAGUAUCAUAAAAGCUACAUAAAUGAAAUGCUGAAAGCAAUUAAAGAUGGUGUUAAUGUGAAAUCAUACACUGCCUGGUCACUGCUGGACAAGUUUGAAUGGGAUGAAGGUUUCUCUGAAAGAUUUGGACUAUACUAUGUUGAUUUUAAAACAAAGAACAGACCUCGAUAUCCAAAAGCCUCAGUCCAGUACUAUAAGAAGGUCAUCAGUGCCAAUGGAUUUCCAAGUAAGAAAGAGGUUGAAUCCUGGCACAGAAAAUCCAUAGAGACUUGUUCUACUGCAAAUCAGCUUCUGGCAGCUGAUCCCCUGACUACUCACAUGGAAAUGGUAACAGAAAUUGUUAUCCCAACUGUAUGCACUUUGUGCAUACUUCUGAGUGCUGUACUGUUAAUGUUUCUCCUUCGAAGGCACAGCUGAAAUCUAAAUACAUGCGUUUUAAGAGGAUGUGAUGGUGCAAAUAUCUGCGCUACACUGGGACUAGGCUUAUUGAUCUUUUUAAAUAAGAAUUGCUAAACUCUGAUCAACUGUUCUCAAGCUUCCUAGUCUGUGUUUAAACCUUCAAAUUGCAGCAACAAUACUGUCAAUGACCCAUAAACCCGUUUAGUAACAAAAUUCUGCAAGACUGACAUGCUGGCAGAUUCUGAAUGUAAGCUUUGUAUAAUACCUUCUGUUUACUGCAUGAACACUAACAUAGUACA
Molecule: messenger RNA, 1999 nt
Organism: Protopterus annectens (West African lungfish)
Lineage: Eukaryota; Metazoa; Chordata; Ceratodontiformes; Protopteridae
Gene: LCTL
Product: lactase like
Exons: 13
Coding region: 12-1718 (568 amino acids)
Biological process (GO): carbohydrate metabolic process
Molecular function (GO): beta-glucosidase activity
Source: RefSeq, a predicted model, not a curated record